Cinara cedri is the source of this 16149-nucleotide messenger RNA. The record is from the annotation of a GenBank genome assembly. NCBI's taxonomy places the organism in Eukaryota, Metazoa, Arthropoda, Insecta, Hemiptera, Aphididae.
AUGAAUAAGAACUAUUUAGACAGUGAUAACAACAAAACACGGUAAUACAAUACAAAUUUUAAUUCGUAACUAUUCCAAAUUACUAAGGUAUAAUAUACUAUACGAGUGUAUUUUUAAGGCAAACCGAUUACGAAGAAAACGAAUCACGAAAAACAUUUGAGUUGGUGGUUAUGAAAGAAAUGGAAUUGCUCACAUCAAGGGUAAAUAAAUUCGAAAAUAUUGCAAGUAAGUAAUUUAAACAGUUUUAGUAUCUAUUACAAAUACCAUAGGUGUAUAUUUAAUAUUAAUACAGUUAUAAAUUCGAAUAAAUAAUACCUAUAUACUAGGAUUUGAGUUUAUAUUCAAAUAUAUAUAUUUACUGAGGCAUGAUAAAUUAAUUUUAUAAAACUGCAGGUAAUUUAAUUUCUUGUGCUUUUUUAUAAAUAAAUUAGCAAUAUUUGAUUUUAUAGUAUAAGAUAUCGACAUAAUUAUAAACAUUAAUUCUUAUUUUGAUUUUUUUCACAUAUAAAUUCAAAUUAGGAUGAAUUUUGUAAAAAUUACGGUAUUUCGCAUACUGUUUUGCAAUUUAUGUGUAUAAAAUUUGUUUUUCUCAACAAAGAUGUUCGAAAAUUUGAGAUGAAAAAACAUAUAUAGCCUAUUACCUUGUAUUUUUUACCUUCCUGACUUCAUAUUAGUGGCAUACUUAUGGUGUGAAGUAAGUCCGUUUUUCUUUUACUAAAUAUGAAUAAUUUAUGGAGAUCAGAGAAUAUAUUGUUACAAAUUUACUACUAUAUAAAUUUAAAUUCUACUAAUUAUUACUAACCGUUAGGUAAUAACCACAAAAGUAAUAAUAAUAUUAUUUUAUUACAUACACACACAUUUAUAUAUGUUAUAAUAUUUUAUCUUAAUUAGAAAUUUUCAAAAAAAAAACUAUUAAAAUCAUGGUACAACUUAUUUGUUUAUUAUUUUACUAGAAAUCCUCUAUAUACCAAUGAUACUAUUUUUAAAAUCUGAGCGUAGCGAUGAAUCUAUUUGUUUUAAAUGAUGUUUAUUAUUAUUAUUAUUAUUUUUAACUCUUCGAGCAAGUUUUCCAUUAGAUAUCUUGUUCUUAUAUAUCAAGUGUAAAAUGAAGUUUUUUUUCUAUAUGUUUCAAAAUCAAAUUAUGAUGAAAAUUGAAAAUAUUACAGCCUCUCAAAACGUAUAUAUCCAAAUUUCGCUCCAAAUUAGUUUUUGUUAUUAAUGGUUUAUCGUUGGGUUGAGGUAUAUAUUAAAUAACUUUAUGUAUUCCAUCUUCUCUCCUACUUACCUACAACAGUAGCCGCACCCGCCAACCCACUUUUUUUUAUUUUGUACUAAUAUGAUUUCAUGGAUUAUUUUAUUUUGAUUACAGGAGUUCUGCAGCCAAUUAAUAGCGGUGUAGACCUAUCUGUAAUAAAAUUAUUUACCUAAAAGAUCUAAAAAAAUGUUUAUAAUAUCUUUAAUGGUUCUUUUUUUUUCAGAAUUCAUCUAAUUUUGACUCAGAAAGGUCUGAGAGGAGUAGAUCCCAGAAAAAAGUUCACGUAAAACCCUCUCCUUCGAACAUAUUUGGACCAAGUAAUAUUUUAUUGAAAUGUUAUUAAUAGCCUGUUCCCUUUGUUUCAUUGUCAUCACUUCGUACAUGUAGGGAUGGCCAUUAAUCUAUAAGUGGACGUAUCAACUAUGACUAUGUUCUAUAGUCAUUGGUCUUUCGAGCUGUGAUAAAACAAAUAUGAAUUUAAAAUAAAAUGGUUUGAGAUAUUUUGGAAACAAAUUCUAAUUAAACUUAAAUUUUUCAUUUUUAGUUUUUAAAAAUCUACAUGAAUCUAUUAAUUAUUAUAAAGGAAAAUACAGAAAUAUUAAAUAGAACAAAAGUUAUUGAAUUUAUCAGAUCUCUGUGGGACACUGUAUUUUAUUGUGAAUAUAAUAAUUUUUGUUUUGCACAUUAAUAUUAAAAUUAUUUGUUUUUCUAGAGGAGUUGCCUAUUAAUGAAAUUAUUGGUUCGAAAAUUCGUGAAAACAUUAAUGUAGGUUCAGCUAAGUCUAUCACGUUGUUAGACGGAACUACAUGUGACCAAUCGUCACCGUCCAUAAAUAGCACCGAAAUUGAAAAUAAUGAUACUUUAUCUUCAUACAUUAUUAAUCGACAAGCAUCGUAUUCCACUACAGAAAAAUAUAUUCUAACAAAGUUCGUUUUUUGUGAUAAACGAUAAUUUAUAUACUUAGUUAUAAUUUAUAAAUAUAUAAUUGCAUAUCUACAUAGUCAACAGCCAAACGCAUUGCUGAAACAUAUUGAAAAAAUAUUGGGAAGAAUGAAUAAAGUUGAACAUGAAAUACAAAUGUUAAUGGAAAAAGAGGUUAGACACACGGUACAUAACUAUUUAAAUUUUAAUAAUUUUUUGACUUUCAGAAUAAUUUAAGCGAAUCUAAGAGUAUUUAUUCAGAGACCAGUUCAGAUGAUGUUAAUUUGGAACCUGACAUUAGUCAUUAUGUUCGUUUUAAUGUAAGUAGGUAACGAGUAUUUAAUUAGUAUUUUCUAUUUUUCCAUUGUAUUUUUAGUAAAUAGACAUUAUUGUAUAUGUAUACAUUAAUAGAGGACCACCUUAGUAUACAUAAUAAUUAUAUAUAUAUACAGUAAAUUCUGAUUAAUGUGAUCACUGGUUUAUAGAAUUAAGCGUUUAUUGGAAUCAAAAAGAAAAGUCCAAAACUAAAUCUUAUGUUAAUAAUGUUAAAUUAACCUUUUAUUAAAAUCACCAAGUACCGGAUAAUUGAAUCACUUUUAUGAACAUUCUUAUCGUUUUUAUGGUAUUGUAUGUUUUUAUUAUAUUUAUAUGUAUCUUUUAUUGUACAUUAAUUGAAUAUGCAUUUUAAUUUCAGGCUAAUAUAAAAAUUAAAUUAAUAGAUUCUUAAGUAGAAUCGAAAAUAGAUUCUUAGCUUUUUUUUUUUUUUUUAAUGUAUUUAUUUUAUUUUAAGUUUAUGUAUAAAUAUAGAAUCAUUAAAAAGAUUGUCUAUAGAAUCAACCUGUUAAUAAAAUCAAAAUGGCCUGAACCAAUGUGAUUACAUUAAAUUUAAUUCACUGUAUAUCAUAUCAGUAGUGUAAUAAUUAUAAGGGGGAGAUACCUUUUAUUUUAGAUUCUGAGCGGAACGAGAAAUAUAUUAGUUUUACAAUAAUGUUAAUUUUUUAUUUUUUCCUGUGAAUUUUCUAUCAUCUUCCAAAAAUGUUGCUCCAAAUUUCAAGUGUAGCACCAUUUUUGGAAAUUUUACAGGAUUUGUUCCUUAAAAAGGAUAUUUUUGAUGUUUUCAAGGGUUUUAAAAAUAAAUGAAAAAAAAAACUAUAGGAAAAAUAGGAAAAUGUACGUAAUGUAUUAUUUACAAAUUAUGAAUAGCCUUUCAAAACAUGUGUAACUGAACAUCACUCAGAAUCGUUUUUAGAUAGCAACGGUUAAUCUUUGAGUACAGAUAUGUAUUAGAUUUCCGUUCUACCUUCCUAACUUCUCAUCUACAACAGCUGCCCACCCAUCGUGCGAAAUAUGUUCGUCAUUUUUAACAUGUAAUUUACAAAAUGAGGAUAAAAGGGAUUUUUUUAAUGAUAAUAUGUAGGUGUAAUAAAAACAAUGUACAUAAAAUUAUAAUGCAAAAUUAUACAUUUUUAAAAAUUCUUCGUCGGAAUAGACAUUACGUUAUAUAAUAUGUGAAUUCCCUUAACCAGUUAACUGCCCUAAAUACUACAUUUGGUAACCACUUCGUUUAUACUCUAAUUAUACAUAUUUUUAACUCUUACAUUUUCCAUAUCCAAUUUUAGUACUGGUGCACAAAUUAUAAUUCCAAAAAUAUCUUUACCAUCAAAAAUAUGAGAAUUCAAUUACAUUUUUUUUUUAGAUUAUUUUGAUGUCCCAAUAAUUAUCUGCUUCAUCCAAUAAAUUUUAACGAAUUACAUAAUAUUUCAGAAACAAUAUUUAUUGUAAGCAAUUGUAUCCACAAAUUUAAUACUAAAUAAAAAUUGCACACAAACAUUUUAAUUGAAUUACAACGAAAAAACAAAAUUGAAAAUGACAAAAGCAUUAUUUUCGCAAAUUUUCUCGUUCUUUCUAGGUUUUUUUUCCCCGGAUUUGCUCAAUUAUUAAAAAAUAACCAAAAAAUGACUUACUUAUUUACCAACUAGGUUAAAAAUCGAAUAAAAAGGCGUUUCUAAUGAAACAAUAUUUCACGUAGAAAAUAUCACAAGUUUAAAAUAAUGAAAUCGUGUUCCCCCUUUAUUAAUUAUCUCCCUCUUUAUCGUCCGACGAUGGCCCAUAUUUCCGGAACCUAACCGAGUUGGGGCUAGCGCCCGAAUCUAAAUAUAUAAACAUAUACAAUUAAAUAUUCGUAUAACAAGCAAUGAAAGCAUAUUUUAUCUUUUAUUAAUUUCAAUGUUAUAACUAACACAAGCUAUAUCGUUAGUAUUUUUUUUCGUACCUAACUUAGUAUUUUUAAACUUCAAAAGUUUAUUAAUAAUAUGAAAAUAAAUAAGUAUAAUAAAUAAUUGAAUCAUUAAACUAAUACGUUUAUUUACAUUUCAUUUAUAAUAUUAUAAUGAAUAAUUAAUUCUGAGUUAAACAAUAAGUAUAUUAUUAUUAUUGUUAUUAAAUAAUUUAAUUCUAUGGUUUUACCAUUAUUAUACUAUAGUAAAUUACUUAAUAAUAUAUAAACAUAUUUACAUUAUUACUAUACUACAACUCUUAAUGAUAGCAAUGUUUCUAAAAGGAAAUUACACUAGCGAGGUACAUUAAAGAGGCUAUUUUUUGAUUUUCCGAAGAUUUUUCUCAGCAAAUGUGAAAAACCUGGCUAAAACAUGGGAAAACUGGGAAAAACAUAAAAAAACUAGAAUAUCGGUACAACACCAAAAACAUUUUAUUAAAGAAAAUAGCCUGUUUAAUAAUCUAACUAUAAAAUUACAUAUAUAUUAUUGACAAAGCAUCAAUAUCAACUGAACUCCGCUCAGAAUCGUUUUUUCUUAAGUAAUAGUUUGUUCUUGUUUAUAGGUAUACAUUAAAUUAUAUAUAACAGUGGCUGCAUCAAACUUCAUUAUUCUAAGAUGUCUUUUUACCUUGAAUUCGAUUUGUUAUCUUCAAUAUAACUAGCUAGAUUUUUUUUUAAAUUUUUUUGUUUUUGGUAAGAUUUUCAGUAGGUCUACCUCUUGCACUCUCUUCGAAUCCUAAUUUUUUUCUAGAAAUUGAAGUUGGUUAAGUUUUUGUUAUUCAUCUGAGCCAUAAAUGAAACUGCUUCAGAUGAACUAGUUAUCGCUGAUAAUUUUAUCAUCAGGAAACUCAUUAUUUUAUGCAUGCAUUAGGAGUAUUUGAUUUUGAAGCUAAAGUGGUUAUUCUAUUCAAAUGAUCCUGGAGGAUUUUGGUUAUUUCCGAUGUUUUGUUGUUAUUAUAUAAUAAUUCCAAUAAUCCAUCAGUGUGAUAACUGUGCAAAAACAAGUAUAUAUUUUUUUGUGUUUAUAAUUAGUGUAUAUUACAACCAAGAAGAAUUCUAUCUGAUCUUGUUGAACUAAAAACAAAUGUCUUACAUAAACCACUUUGUUCACAAAAUUAACUACUAUCAAUAAAUAUUAUUUGACCAAAUAUUUUAAUUCAUUUAAUCAUUUUAUAAUUGGCGUUACUACAAUAACAAUGAAAGGAUUUUCACUCACUAAAACGUUUAUAUCAUUGUCAUCAAAUAAUUUUUUUUUUUUGAUCUUUAGAACAUUUGCCAUGUAUUCUACAUACGUACCAAAAUGUUCAUUCUUAAAGAGAAUAUAUUUUAUUUUAAUCAUUUUAAGAAAUAAAAUAUGUUAAGGUAACAUGAAAUAAUAUAUUUUAGAAAAAAUCAUAGUAACAAAUUCAUAGUAAAUUUCAAAAGUGUCAGGAAAAAAACAUAAAACGAUAGGAUACAUUUUUAGUUAUUUUAUUUAUAUCUAUAAGCAACGAUAAACCAUUACCAACGAAACACAAUUCGGAGUAAAGUUCGGCGAUACAUAUUUUUAUAGGCACACGAAUUUCGUCAAAAUUUGAUUUUAAAAUUCUUAUACAAAAAAAAUUCUACUCUGUUUUUAAAUACAGUAUUUUUCUUUUUUUUUAAACGUAGUAAAAUUAUCAAAAAAUUCUAUCAAUUUAUAAGGUAUUUUUAAAAAAAAUUACAUUUUUGAUGUUUUUAAUUUUUAUUUUGUGUGAAUGAAAUUGUUUUGGCUCAACAGAAAUGCUUGAACAUUUAAUACGAAUUUCAUUGUAAGUUCUAUUUACUGGUGUAUUUAUAAUAAAAAUAAAACUGUACGUAAUUUACUUUUUUUAUAUGCGUGUUUUUAAGUUCAAAUUUUAACUAAAAUCAGAAAAAUGAUGUCAUUUCAAAAUAUGUAGAACUGAACUUCGCACAGAAUCUUAUUUUAAUUCUCUAAAUUAACGAUGAUAUACCUACGGGGAUUGGUGUGCACUGCCGUUUUUAAGCGAUACAAAAAGUCAUGUAAACACACAGUUGAACUAAUACAAUUAUGAUGCAUUGAAAAAUAAAAAUGGUUUUUCAUUUAACCCAACAUUUUAUUUCCAUAAUAUCCAGUCUUUAUAAAUGUCUACAUACUUAAGUGGAUUGCAACUAUAGAUGACAAUUUUAAAGUGCCUUAUAUUAUUUUAAAUAGUUACACGAAUCGGUUAUGCAAGAAGUAAAAUUAAAAACGUUGGGUAAAAAGGAUGUUUUUCAAAGAUUAUUUAGAGUAACCCAAAAAAAGAAGGAUUUAGAUAGUUACCUAACAGUUAGAAACUUCCGUUCGUUCUUGGAAGAUUAUACAGAAAAGUUUGGUAUAAUUCAUGAAUUCUUAAUGUUUCACGUAAAUAUUAUUUAAUAAUAAACAAUACAAAUGUAGUUGAAAACCUAUUAACUUUUGAAUUGUAUUAUAUUUUAUAGAACGAAAGGAUAAUGACGAAAGUCGAUUCAAAGGAUUAUGAGUCUUUUAAAAAUACCGUAAGAAUUACACAUCAUGAAAUAAAAAAUGAUAUAAAAGAAUACACUUUGAGAGACCCAGAAGCAGCAGGAAUAGUUCAUUUUGUCAAGUAAGGAAAACCUUAAUAUUUUAUUUAGUUAUCAUUUACUCUAUAUUAUACGAGAUGUGGCUAUUAAAUAACGAGACUGCUCGCCUAGAGGGGGCGCCCUAGAUAAGUAGUGAAAAAAACGAGUAAUGCGUUGGGUAUCUAGAUAUCUUAUCUAUGCACGUACCAAAACACGUUUUCGUCAAUAUUAUAGUAUUUGUGCAGUAGUGGUUUGAAACGAACGUGUUUUUUUCUCGUGACGAAAAACAUGAGCAACGGAUAAACGUAACAUUUUCUCGUUAAACUAAAAAAAACUCCAACUGAGUGCUAUAAGUUGUUAAAAGAGGCCUAUAGUGAGGAUUUCCUAUCUCGGACGCGUGUUUUUGAGUGGCGUAAAUUAUUUUCUGAAGGUCGNCAACAUUGCGCGAAUGAGUUCGUAAGAAACGGUCGAUAUUGUGGAAAAACAAGUCGUGGAUCUUGCACCAGGAUAAAGCGUGAAGCGUUAUUUGGCCGCUUAAGGUACUCCAGUACUCACACACGCGUCUUACUCAUCCGACUUGGCACCCUGUGACUUUUACUUGUUUCCGAAGAUAAAGUCUGCCUUAAAAGAAAUCCGGUUUGAGUCGAUGGAAGAGGUGAAACAAAAAUCGGCGGAACUCCUGAAUGGUCUUACGAAAACAGACUUCCAGAACUGCCUCGAGCAAUGGAAGAAACGAAUGAAACGGUGUGUGGCGAGGGGAGGGGAGUAUAUUGAAGGGGAGCAUUUGGUUGUGGAAUAACUUUUAUAAUAAAACAUUUUUUCGUAACCAGUCUCGUUAUUUAAUAGCCACACCUCGUAUACUAUAAACAAAUUUCAACGGACUAGUUUUUAGAUAUAUUUUUGUUUUUUGAGGUAAUGCGAAUUCUGUUUUGAGCCAAUUGAGACUAUUUUUCAAACAUUUUUCAUAUGUUCUAUUCGAUUGGUCCCAUUUUUUUAUCAAGCACAAUGGUAAAACUUCGUAUUUUUGAAGAAACUAUAUCUUCCAUCGUUCUAUAGGAAGAGACUACAUCAUCAUAGUCAUCAUUCCGUUGUUCCAUUGUUCCAUAUUUCUUAUUAAUGUAUUUAAAUAAUAUUUACAUAGAUUCAAAAUUGUAAGGCUUGAGCGGACCGUUUUCACGUAAAUAUUAAAAUAAAUUGGAAAAAGUAAUUUGUGUUUUCCUGUUGACAUUGCUACACCCAGGCUACCCAACUAAAAAACAUAUUGUAUAUCAGAUAAGGGCGGAUAAAGGCAAACGAAAUUUAUCGGAUACUAAAACAUAGUAUUUAUACUAUAUAAUAAAUAUAAUUGCUAAAUGUUACUAUUUAUUACUUAGUAGUAGGUAUUGUUUUGAAAUAUGUAUAAUACAAUUAUAUUCAGAGGUUCAAAUAGACAAGCAAAAAAUUUAAUUAACUACUCAAACAAAAACAAGGCAUAAGCAGCUCUCUUAAUACAAUGUAGUGCAAAAUAAAUUAAUUUUAAAAGGGACAGAGAAAAAGAGGGAAGAUGGAAGGGACAAAAUGGAAAAGAAGGAGAUAGGGAAAGGAGGGAGUUGAGUAGAGUAGAGUAUGGGAAAGAGUAUAGAUGGGUUAUACGGGGGUGAUAGAUGUAGGUUUAUUCAUAUUCGUAUGUAUGAUGUAUGGCGCGAACGCACGGCGAUACGAUGAUUGACGAUAGUGUUACCACAACGCGCAAUGGGUCGCAUAAGCCCUUGAAUAUACUUGCAGCGUAAUAUGUUGAACAAAUUGGUAUAGUGUGUGUAAAUGGUUUUAUGUGUGUUUGUGCGUGUGGUCGUUCGGAUUGUAUUGUAAUAUAUGUACGAAUACCUAUAUUGUGUCGAUAAAAACACGUAUCUAUUAUAUAUAUAUUGACGAUGGCUAUUGCCUAUCGUAAGAAGUUAUACUUCUCUUUUGUCUAUUUUACUCUUAUAAAUAUUAUGAAAAUAUGUAAGGUUAACACUUGCCUUAUAUUUUCUGCUUGAUAAGGUAUAUAGGUAUCGAUGAAUUGUUGCAAUGUAUAGACCUCGUUAGGUACACAAUAGACGUACGAAUACUCUUUUGCCUUCGGCUCAUAUCGCGACAACCAGGUUUAUAAACAAUGCUAGUACAGCAAGAAUUGUAUUUUCUCCACUGCCCUUUCUAAGCUUAUAGACAAUCGUCUCACGGAGGUAAAUUAGUCAGACGUCAGCACUACGACCACGUCCAUUCUGCAUUCGCAACCGGUUAACAAGAUGUGUAUAGCCAUCAUCUACGUGCAGGAAUAUUAUGUAUUUUUUUUUGAAGAAAAAACAUAGUCUAUGGUUAAACAAUAGUGACAACAAGCACAAUUACCAGGUAUAUAGGGUAGGGAUAACCAAAUACAGCAGCUCGCCUUCGGAAUCUGCAACUACUGAAUAGGUUUUGAAAAAAGUUAUGGUUGGAGUGAGUGAGCAAAAAAUGACUGCUUCUGCUAGGUGAAUCCAGAAAAGUGAUUUAAUUAGUGAUGUGUAGGCCGUAUUUAAGCCUUCCACGGUCACCUGCGUCGACGACUUUCUACGUGGGCGCUUUUAUGUGAGCGACGAGCGUAAUUCAUAUUUUGAAUUAAUAUGUGCCGUAUUAAGGUGGCAACACUGUUUAAGAAAUGUUUGUGAUGGAACUGGUAAUUAUGCUGUGUAACCUUGAUCGUUUAUUAUACAAGUAUAAAUAUUCAAUAUAUUACAUCAAUAUAAAUAACAAGAUUAUAAUUUUGAUUUAUAUUAAGAUUUUCGACUUUAAAUGUUAGCAGAUUGUUUUAAGAAUUUCUAAUACUUUGUAAAAACCAUGAAUAGUAUUGUAAUAAAUAAAUAGGUAGGAGGAAAGUGGAGAACGAUAUAAUCUUGUUGGCUACGUAGAACAUUCAUUACCUCCUAUUUAGUUUCUAUUACAAUUUUGUAUGACUAACGCAAAAUUAAUUUUCUUUUAAAAAAGUUAAACGAAAAUUUAUUUGUUUUUAUAAACUAGUUUUAUCAUAAUUUGGCAUUUUUUUAAUUUGAAUAUCUUCAUGGAUUAUUAUUUUAAUAUAAUUACAUUUAAAAUAGAGGAGUGACGUGUAUAUCAUGUGAGAAACCUGUCAUGAUGAAGACGACAAAUGUACCUUUUAAGCAUCCAACAAAGGGCGUUUUUUUGCCACGGCCGAGUUUGAAAGCUCAUCUCACCUACGAAUUGGAUCGGGUCAGAAAACAAUACAAUCGGUAAGGUUAGUUACGUUAAGGUACGGUUUCCCUGCAUAGACUCUGCCUUUACCCUGUUUUCUUUAUAGUAUCAGACGCAUUAAAUUUUAUUAUUUAAUAUUACUCUUUUACGAGUAAAAUAGUAUAAUUAAAAAAAACUACUUUUUAACCACUGCUACCGUUGCUUCUUCCGCACCUAGUUUCCACGUUUAAGUUCUGUAUUUUAAAUGAAAAUUUAAUUUUCAACAGUAUUAAAAAUAAUAAUAAUACUUUUGAAUUAUUGCUUCAUAAACUGAAAAUCAAUUACUUAUGAGCAGAGUCCAGAAUUUGAACUGAAAAAAUCGGUUCUGGAACCAGUUAACCUUAUAAAUUUAGAUACUAUAAUCGUAACUAGAACCUUUAUUUCAAAAAAAUGAAAAACGUGAUUUGAUGACUGAAUGAGUUUUUUUUUAAAUUAAAGGAUUGAAUUUAAAAUUAUUAUUACCUAACUCAAUUUUAUUUACGUACCUUAUAUUAUGGCGUUGAGCUAAAAAUUAUUAGUAACAAAAUAAAUUGUUUACAUUUUAAGUAAACAAUGGAAUUUAUAUUAUAGGUUGCUAUUUAAAAAUCAAAAGUGAGUAGAGAUUUCAUACCCAAAAAUAAGGGUAACAAAAUGAACAAUAUUAUAAAAUUUUAAAUUUUAAAUGUUCUAAAACAAAUUCUGAAAAAGUACAUAUUGUCCAAGAUAAUAAGUGUCUUAUGUAAUUAUUUUAAUCACUCUAUAUUAUUAAAUAUUCAAAAAACUAUAUAAUAAAAUGUUACGGUAAAAUUAAGAAUGUUGGUGAAAUCUAGGAUUUAUCAGUCAGUCUAUUAGUCAGUCGGUAGUUUAACAGACUACAAUAAAUGAUACAUUUCGGAUUUCAAAUGUCCUAAUUUCGGACUCUGACUUAUUAAUUUAAAAAAACCUUAUAUUUAUACAAAAUAGUUUGGUUAAACCCCAUACAUAAAAUUGUAAGAUUUUCUAUGUGUAACAAUAUUUUUCUGAUCUGUGUUAAAAAUAAAAACAAUUUUGAAUUUUUAAUAUUGCUCUUUUAUUUUUCUUCAUAUUAUUUAUUUCAUAAUAAUAUUUAUAAUUGUUAGUUAGCUAUUAUUUGAUAGUGAUUAGAGUUAUGAUUUAUUUCAUAUUCAUAAUUACUAUUUUAUUUGUUAUUUAUUUAACUAUUUCUUUUCAUUUUAUAAACUUAGCUAAAUAUACCAUAUUCUUUACUGUAAGGAAACAAGUUUAAUUAUAAAAUAAAUAGGUAAUUGUAAAAAUAAUUUUAUUUCAUGUAAUUUCAAGUGUAACCAUUCUCUUAGUCACUAAAUAGAGAAUUAGUAAAAAAUAUUUUUAACCCCUAAAAAAUAUAUUGAAGUGUGGUUAAGACGGUUGAUUUAUCAAAGUUAUUGAAAAAUGUACAUUUUAAGGCCUGAAUGAGUGAUAAAAUUUAGAUUAUUUCUUCUGAUGAUUUUGAUCUAAAGAUCUUGCCCAUAAAAUUAUUAUUUAUGGAUGUAAAAAAUAAAAAAAAAAAACUGUCACGACCUUUAAAAAUCUAAAAAAAAAUUUGGGAACUUUAUUAAGCUUUAAGGAACACAAUAUCACGAGAAUAAGAAUAUCUGAUAAAAAAAAAUUCUGAAAUACCCUAAUAUAUAUGAAUAUACUAAUUUAUUCGUAUUUCAAAAAUUAUUUAUUAUUAAUUUUACUGCUAUCGAACUUUUGGUAACCCUAUUGCGAACGAUUUCUGUACCUGACCCUUAAAAUUAUUACGAUUGCGUACAAAAAUGAGUGCAACGUUAUAAAUAUGUACUACUCAGUUUAUUUACUAUAUGUAUACAAUUGUUAUGUGAUCGUAUAAUAUACAAAUACCUAGUGGCUAGUUAAUAUAGUAAAUUAACUAUCAAGUAAAAAUUAUCUAUAUAUUAAUAAAAAAAUAUUUUAAGUUAUAUUUGAUUAGAUACUAUUGAAAUAAAACCAAUAGUAGUUAAUUCAAAUUAUUAUAAAUUAUAAUGUAAAAUCUUAGCAUCGAUAAUCAGUCCUUGUAGAAAAAAAAUGUAAUACAUUAUAUCAAAAAAAAAAAAAAAAAUUAUAAUAUAAUUAUUUUUUUGUAUUCACUAGCAAGACCUUCGGAUUUUUCACUGUAUUUAUUAUUUUUACAAUCUUUUCUUUUCUUUUUUACACAAUCCUGUGGUGCUUUACAAUUUAAUACAACAUAAAUAUAUAAUAUCUUCUUUUAAUUUUAUUUUUAUACAAUUAAUACAUAUGUAAAAUUAGAUAAAGAGGUUGAUAGCAGUAACGAAUUUAAGGGUUCAAAUAAAGUCGGCAAAUCUAUAUGAGGAGCCUCGUACAAAGUGUAUCAAUAACAAUAAUAACAGUAACAUACUUACCCCAAAUAUACAAAACUGAUUGCUUCGCUCGCGAUAAAUUCAUCAACCAAUAUUCAUUUUAUAAUAAAAAAUCUUUUUAAAAAUAUUACACCACUUUUACAAAUAAAACAAAAUUAAUAGUUAGAAUAUAAAAUAUAAAAUUACGAAAUUAUAGUUGAGAAUCUCUUCGAACUAUAGCCUUGGAAAAAUCGUUGAUAAAAUCAUUCAUAUCAAGAAGUUAUUUGUACUGCUUCAUACUCCAUGGAAAAUUAGGCUAAAUUUCUUGUUCGACUUUAAACCGUAGUUGAACGAAGAUCAUUUUUAAUUUUCUUAGUUAGAAUAUCUUAAUCUUGGUUAGUUAUUUUCAUAGCUCUUUUAGCACUCACACUUCCAAUGAGUAAUGUUAAAAAUAUUUUAAAUAAGUUUCCAUUUGGGGCAACAUGUCAGCUAAUGAAUGUAAAAUAACUUAAUAUAUUAUCUAUUGACUAUUGGUGUAUUUCAAUUUGUAUUGUGUAUGAAUAUACAUACACAAUUUACGAUACGGUGAAAUUGAUUAUAAAAUCAUACAUUCGUACAUAGAGAUUAGUACGCAUAGAUUAAUUCGAUUACAUCUAUUAUAAUUAUAAAUAAUGUUAUUUGUGAUCAAUGGUAGCUGUAUUCAGCAUUAUCUAGAUAAUACACAAAAUUAGUUAUCUGAUGAAUUAUCUUAGAUGAAUAAUUGAGUUAUCUAAUGUAUUUAUCUAGAUAAUUGAAUAUAUUUACCUAUCCGAAAAAUUCGAAAAAUUGAACUUGAAAGUUAAAAACUCAUGUCUCAUUAGUAAAUCAUCUUUAUACAAAUAGAGGACAAAAUUAAAAACACAAAAUAAUAAAAAAUAUUAUCCGGGUCGCUUAUUUAUGUUAUUUCUAAAUUCUAAUUAUAUCCGGGUCGAUAUUUUUAUGCCAAAAUGUAAAAAAAAAGUCAACUAUAUGCCUAUUUUAGCCGGGAUUUAGUACUUAAUUUAGUAAGGGGCCCCGUCGGAAUUUACCGACUAAACCACCGUUAAAUCUGCCACUGGAUGAUAAGUAGGUAAUGAGGAUAACAAAACAUACGAUACUAAAAGCUAGCGUAAAAUCUUUUUUUUUUUAUCAUGUUUUUAAAUAAACGCUUAUGAACUAAAUUAAUAAUCCGUUAUUUCUUUUAUUAUUUAGUAUGCAUAUAUUUACUAGUAUAUAAUUUUUAUCUAGAAUAUUAAAUAAAAAAAAGAAUGAAAUAAACAGACUUUAUUAAUUAACGGAUUAUUUAAAAUCGGUUCAACUUUACAUCGUUCGUCUCCGGAACGAAUGUUAAAAAGACUAUAGUUGUUGUUUAAUCACCCACGGGGUGUAUGAAAUAUAAUUUCUAAUCUUUGUCAAUGGUUAAACGUCUAUCUUAGGCUGUGGCUGGACAGGUAUCCCCAACUGGAGUACCGCUCUGCCAGUGAAUCUAGUACCUCUUGUUGUUUUUCCAACUAUUAACGGAUUGAGGUGAUCUUUGGUGCCCGACUGGAUAUGUUUUACCGGAUUGGACUAAUCUCCAAGUACACGUUGUUUAUAAUUUCACCAACUAGGAAAAACGGGCAACUUCGGCUUGCACCAAAGUUAUGGUGUCAAAUUUCACUUCAAAUUUUCUGCCAAGCAGAGUUUGAAGCCAACAAAAAAGAUCGGCAGUGUUAUAUCUACGUAUGACCUGCGUGAAAAAACCUGCGGUACAACACCGGGAAAGAGGGAAAAGGGUGACGAAAUUAGAAACCAUCGACAGCCGCCUCCGAGCCAGCCGUAUUUAUACUGUUUCUGUCACUCCGAACCGAUGCGUGUCUACUUACAUGUGUUCGCAAUUGGACGUCAAAAAAAUUAUGUAGGGGUGCCAAUUAGUAGUAAUGUAGUCAGUCAAGUGUUUAGCGCAGCGCGGCGAGUGACGCACAUUCAUUCGGCGGCGGGAGCGUUAUACUCAGUAUAAUGACGCACUAUUAUCUGGCUGUCGCUUUCUAUAGGAUAUUUUUAUCUCGCUAUAAUAUGAUCAAAGCGUUCAAGUUUGAAGGAAAAAAUAGAACCAAGAAUUUAUGGAUAAUGGAUAUUUAUUAAAUAUCACGAACAAAUGUAUAAUUAUAAUUAAAUUACAAUAGUGAUAUGAGUAGCGGGUACAUAAAUUUACAAUUUCGAUACAUAACAUUUUAUACGUUUCAUACAAUUUAUAACCAAAAAAAAAAAAAAAAUAAAAAAUAAAAAUAUAUUAGUAGGGAAAAUAUUAAACAAAUAGAAUUUCAUUGGUAAGGUUAUUACCAGUUGACAUUAAAAUAUUUAAAGGCGAGCAAGAUAAAUAAUUUUUAUUUUGAUGAGGAAUAUAGAAUAGAUUUCUGUUAUGAGUAUUAUAAGGGUUGGGUUGACUUUAAAGUUGAUAACGCUAAGAAUGAAAGAGUCGUCAAUAUCGUUAAAAUCAAAAAAUUGAUUAAUUUAUUAAGAAAAUAAGCAUAGUAGUUGUGUCUUUUAUCUUGAAGGACUACAAAUUUAGAAAAUUUAAAAUAUUAUAAUAGCCAGAGUAUUUGAAAUUCUUAGUAUAUUAAGAAGUACAUUUGAAGCAAAUAAAUCGAAGAACUUUGUUUUAAAUUAUUUCAAUAUCAUUACUGUGUCCUAUAGUUUAUAUUAUCAUUAACCCAGAUUAAAGUCACAUAUUCUAGUUGAGAUCGAAUACAUACAUUAUACAUCGAGAAAUGUAUAAUUUUUAAAUAUCAAAGGGUUAAGGAAUUUAGAGCAGUUACAUUCAACCAUACCAAAUAUUGAAAGAGCUUUUUUCGUAAUUGAUAGAAUAUGCGAAUUAAAUAUAAAUUUAGGGUCAAACAAUAUACCAAGAUCAUUUACUUAUGAGGAGUGGGAAAGAUUAAUGUUGGAUAAAUAAUAGUUUUAGGUUUACUGAUUCCCACUUUACUUUAAAGACUACUCUGAAAUUCCUAUUCUAGAUACGCCGCAAAAAAAUCCUGCGGACACCUAUGAAUAUUGUAAUAAUGUACGGUUAAUAUAUAAUAAUUGUUUCAUUUUUGUAGUAAUACUUAAUAAAAUAUAAACUUAAAAUAAACAUAUAAUAUUGUAAUAAUAUCCGAAUAGAAAGCUAGGGGAAAACCACACGAUAAUUAAAACCAAAAUGGCAUUUUGUAUUUUUAUCAAUUUUUUAUCCUAAAAUUUAAUAAAUUUCGUUUGUCAAUGUCCGAACUACCAAAAUCAUAAUUAAUGCGAUUUUUAUAUCCUAGAUUUUACCAAAAUUGGUCUAUGCAAGAAAUUAAGACAUUCAUACUUCGAAAUUUGAACAUUAACCUAUGCAUUUGUUAAAAUGCAGAAUUUAUCAGUGAAACUUAGGUUUUUCUGGUAUUCUUACUUUUACCGUAAUAUAUAUAUGUAUAUACAUGUAUAACAUAAAUAUAUAUCAAUUAAAUAUUGUAUAGUAAAUGAGUAUGAAAAUUGUUUACAGAACUCCAGGAACUAGGGACAUGAACUUAAGCUUAAAGUGUAAAGAACCAGCGUAA